GUGACAGCUAGAAGAAGCCCAUUGAGGAGAGGAAAAAGAAGGAAAAUGCUCACUUCCAUUAUGCAAGGGCGCUUUUCCAGAUUGUCAUUGCUUGUCUAAUUGAUCAGAAGCUAAGAAAAAAAUGGCAGAGACGUUCUUGAGUCCUCUCAUUGAAAAGUUGGUUGGCCUACUUGCUGAAGAAAUAUAUUUGUUAAGAGGAGUCCGCAAAGAAGUCAAAACUCUGAAAGAUGAAUUGGAGAUCAUCCAACCUUUCCUUAGAGAUGCAGAGGCGAAAUCGGAGAAGGGAGAAGUGAACAAUGCUGCGAAAGUAUGGUUGAAGCAAAUAAGAAAGCAAGCAUAUCGCAUUAAAGAUGUGGUCGAUGAGUACCUUUAUCAUGUUGAACAACAUCGCCAUGAUGGUGGGUUUAUCGGCUCUUUACGCAAAGGUGGUCACUACAUUAAAACUUUGAAACUACGCUAUGACAUAGCUUCAGAGAUCAAAGAAAUUAAAGAGUCAUUGCGUGAAAUCAAGGACAGAGGUGUCGGCUAUGGUUUAAGACCACUGGAACAAGGAUCAAGUAGCAGCACAACUAAUAAUGAAGCACGUGACCCUCGCCUCGGAUCCCUUUUCCUGGAGGAAGAUGAAAUUGUUGGUAUUAAUGGUGCAACCGAGGAACUUAUAGGAAGGUUGACUGGAGGACUGUCCAUGCGCUCAGUGACUUCGUUGGUAGGUCAAGGGGGAAUUGGUAAGACAACUCUUGCUAGGAAAGUCUACAAUGAUGAAGUUGUGAAAGCUCACUUUGAUUGUCGUGCUUGGAUCACGGUAUCUCAGUCAUACGAUAUGCAGAAGCUUUUGAGGAUCCUAGCAAGGCAGAUAUGUACUGCAGGGGAGAGAAUUGAGGAAGAUUGUUCAGAGGAAGAGUUAAUUGGUCUAUUGAGGCAGCAUCUGCAAACAAAGAGGUACAUGAUUGUUUUUGAUGAUGUAUGGCAGAAAGAGUUUUGGAAAGAUAUAAAACAUGCUUUGCCAAAUAAAGAUAAAGGCAGUAGGAUAAUUAUCACAACACGUAAUUUCACCGUGGCUAGUUUUUGUCGUGAAAACCCUUGUGAUCUUGUCCAUGAGGUACAAACUUGGUCCUCAGAAAUGGCUUGGCAAUUAUUUUGCAAGAAGGCAUUUCGAAGUGAUGAGUUUGCAGGGCGUUGUCCCCAAGAGUUGGAGCAAUUGUCUCGUGAGAUUGUUAGCAAAUGCCUAGGCUUGCCACUUGUCAUUUCGACCAUAGCUGGUCUUUUGUCAACCAAAGAAAGAGUCGAUUCCGAAUGGAGAAAGGUGCUUAACAAUAUUAGUUCAGAGUAUCAAAGAACUGAUAUUACGAAAAUUCUCUCCCUAAGUUAUCUAGAUCUACCUUACCACCUUAAGACUUGCUUCUUAUAUUUUAGCAUCUUUGGUGAAGACCAUAAGAUUUCUGAAAGUACAUUGUAUAAACUGUGGUCUGCUGAAGGUUUUGUUAAAGCAAGAAGCAACAAAACAUUGGAAGACGUAGCCGAAGAAUACUUAAAUGAGCUCAUCCAAAGAAACUUGGUUUUGUUUGAAAUAGAAUUUGGUGUUGAAAGAGUAUGUAAAGUCCAUGAUCUGAUGCACGAUAUCAUCUUAACUAGAGCAGGUGAAUUGUGCUUUUCUCAAACUAUAAAAAAAAGUAACCUCAAUCUUGUAGAAAACAGUUACCGCCUCUCAAUUCAUGAUACUACAGAAAAUGUCUUGGAAAGAGUUAUGGAUUCCAGCAUUCGGUCGGUUUUUCUGUUUGACGUCAAGGAAUGCACAAGGUCGUUCAUGAUUAAUUUAGUUGAAAAUUUUAAACUUUUGGAAGUGUUAGAUUUUGCUGAGGUGCCUCUUGAUGAUCUCCCAAAAGAAGUGGGGAAGUUGUUCCACUUGAAAUACUUGUGUUUAUCAGGUACAAGGGUGAAAGUUCUUCCCAAAUCUAUUGGUAAGCUGCACAAUCUACAGACAUUGGAUGCUAGGAACACCUUAGUGACGGCGCUACCGAUCGAGAUUACUAAACUAAGGAAUUUACGACACCUUCGCAUUUAUUCAAUUGCUAAGAAUAGCCAUUCUGGUUUUACAUAUUGCGGUGUGAGGAUACGCGGUGGAAUUGGAAUGUUGGAGGAGUUGCAAACACUAGAGAAGGUGGAAGCAUAUCCUGAUGGAGUUGGUUUUGUCAAAGAGCUGCAGAAACUUAGGAAACUAAAACGUUUGGACAUUUAUAAGGUGACUGCAGAAAUGGGAGAGCCUUUGGGAGUUGUCCUCGAGAAAAUGAACCACCUUGAGAGGUUAAUUUUGACUUCAAUCAACAAGGAUGAAGUUAUAAAUUUAAAAUGCAUUUCAUCGCCUCCUCCUUUUUUGCGUUAUCUCCAAUUGAAUUGUCGACUAGAACAAUUGCCAAAUUGGGUUUCGGAACUUCAUAAUCUACAAGGAUUGUCAUUAAGUUACUCAAGGUUUAUCGACGAUCCAAUGAAAUGCCUCCAUGCAUUGCCCAAUUUAUCAUACCUUCGCAUGGCAUAUGAUGGAGGGGAAAUGCAUUUCCAGAAAGGUGGUUUUCCAAAACUCAAGCAACUUAAGUUUGACGAUUUGAAAGGAUUAAAGGUGGUUAGAAUAGACGUAGGAGCACUGCCUCUUCUUGAAGAGUUUCACUUUGGGCGUUGUGCACUAAUGAAGGAGAUGCCUUCCGAUAUUCAACACCUUUCAAACCUCAAAUCUUUCUCUAUUCAUGACAUGCCAAGGGAAUUUGUGGUUCGUUUGCAACCAGAUGGAGGCAUUGAUUACUGGAAAAUUCAGCAUGUGCCUUCCGUCACCUUCCAUUAUUACAAUCGUGGAUACUACAAGCUUGGUAGCUCUGACUUGAUACAACAUCUGCAGCGGCAAGCUAGUUGAUCAACAAUGUCGAGUUUCGUAGGUGCACUCCUAUAAUCCUCUUUGUAAGCCAUUAUUUUAACGUUAUUGAUCUCUUCUUUCUGGUUAGCUCUACCAUUAUUUUAACGUUAUGAAAUCAAAUUGAAAGCCAUGUUUUUUAUAGACCAUUUCAGGUAGUAACGACC
Molecule: messenger RNA, 3066 nt
Organism: Morus notabilis
Lineage: Eukaryota; Viridiplantae; Streptophyta; Magnoliopsida; Rosales; Moraceae
Product: disease resistance protein RPM1
Exons: 2
Coding region: 122-2902 (926 amino acids)
Biological process (GO): defense response to other organism
Molecular function (GO): ADP binding
Source: RefSeq, a predicted model, not a curated record